Molecule: messenger RNA, 3174 nt
Organism: Haemorhous mexicanus (house finch)
Lineage: Eukaryota; Metazoa; Chordata; Aves; Passeriformes; Fringillidae
Gene: DNM1L
Product: dynamin 1 like
Exons: 20
Coding region: 130-2337 (735 amino acids)
Biological process (GO): mitochondrial fragmentation involved in apoptotic process; mitochondrial fission
Cellular component (GO): microtubule; cytoplasm; membrane
Molecular function (GO): GTPase activity; GTP binding; microtubule binding
Source: RefSeq, a predicted model, not a curated record
GGGGCCGGGCCGUGCGCGGGGGCCGGCGCCGAUGGCGGCAGGCGCAGGGGGCGGCUGAGGGAGCCGCCGGUGCCCGUCGCGUCCAUCGACCGCCGACGUCUCGCCCGCCCCGUCCCUUUGCCCGCCGCUAUGGAGGCGCUGAUCCCUGUCAUCAACAAGCUGCAGGACGUGUUCAACACGGUGGGGGCCGACAUCAUCCAGCUGCCGCAGAUCGUGGUGGUGGGCACGCAGAGCAGUGGAAAAAGUUCUGUGUUGGAAAGUCUUGUGGGGAGGGAUCUGCUCCCACGAGGUACUGGAGUUGUCACCCGGAGACCCCUUAUUCUGCAGCUGGUGCACGUUUCCCCAGAGGAUGGUCGGAAAGGAGCUGGAGAUGAAAAUGACCCUGCUACAUGGAAAAAUUCAAGACACCUUGCUAAAGAGGUAGAUGCUGCAGAAUGGGGUAAAUUUCUUCAUACCAAAAAUAAGAUCUAUACAGAUUUUGAUGAAAUUCGUCAGGAAAUAGAAAAUGAAACAGAGAGGAUUUCAGGAAACAAUAAGGGGAUCAGUCCUGAACCCAUUCAUCUUAAGAUUUUUUCACCUAAUGUUGUAAAUCUGACUCUUGUGGACUUACCUGGAAUGACAAAGGUGCCUGUUGGUGAUCAGCCUAAAGACAUUGAACUUCAAAUAAGAGAGCUCAUCCUUCAGUUCAUCAGCAACCCCAAUUCCAUUAUCCUGGCAGUCACGGCUGCCAACACGGACAUGGCCACUUCUGAAGCCCUGAAAAUAGCUCGGGAGGUGGAUCCAGAUGGUCGAAGAACCCUUGCUGUUAUCACAAAGCUGGAUCUCAUGGAUGCUGGCACUGAUGCUAUGGAUGUGCUCAUGGGAAGAGUGAUUCCAGUCAAACUUGGCAUCAUUGGAGUAGUGAAUAGGAGUCAGCUGGAUAUUAACAAUAAGAAGAGUGUGGCUGAUUCCAUUCGUGAUGAGUAUGGGUUUCUCCAAAAGAAAUACCCUUCCCUUGCCAACCGAAAUGGAACCAAGUAUCUUGCUAGAACACUGAACAGAUUGCUGAUGCAUCAUAUCAGGGAUUGCUUGCCAGAACUGAAAACAAGAAUUAAUGUUUUAGCUGCCCAGUACCAGUCUCUACUGAACAGCUAUGGGGAACCUGUUGAAGACAAAAGUGCUACUUUAUUGCAGCUGAUCACCAAAUUUGCCACAGAAUAUUGUAAUACUAUUGAAGGAACAGCAAAAUACAUAGAGACUUCAGAGCUAUGUGGUGGAGCCAGAAUCUGUUAUAUUUUUCAUGAGACUUUUGGAAGAACUUUAGAAUCUGUUGACCCUCUGGGUGGCCUUAACACAAUUGACAUUCUGACUGCCAUUAGAAAUGCCACUGGUCCUCGUCCUGCCUUGUUUGUUCCUGAGGUUUCCUUUGAGUUGCUGGUAAAAAGGCAAAUCAAACGUUUGGAAGAACCAAGCUUGCGCUGUGUGGAGCUGGUUCAUGAGGAAAUGCAGAGGAUUAUCCAGCAUUGUAGUAAUUACAGUACACAGGAAUUACUGAGGUUUCCUAAAUUGCACGAUGCCAUAGUUGAAGUAGUAACCUGUCUUUUGCGUAGGAGACUUCCUGUCACAAAUGAAAUGGUUCAUAAUCUGGUGGCCAUUGAGUUAGCUUAUAUUAAUACCAAACAUCCAGACUUUGCUGAUGCCUGUGGGUUAAUGAAUAACAACAUAGAGGAGCAAAGGCGGAACAGGUUAACCCGGGAAUUGCCUUCUGCUGUGCCACGAGACAAGUCUACUAAAGCUCCAGGUGCAUUGGCACCUGCUUCCCAGGAGACUGUUACUGCUGCUUCUGCUGAGGCUGAUGGCAAGAAUCCUUCUGUAGGAGCAGAUGCACCUCAGGAGUCUGGAACAGGCAACUGGAGAGGAAUGCUGAAACCCUCCAAACCAGAAGAGGUAUCAGCAGAGGAAAAAUCCAAGCCAGCUGCAGCCCUACCUGCUAGUCCUCAAAAAGGACAUGCUGUAAACCUAUUAGAUGUGCCUGUACCUGUUGCACGCAAACUUUCUGCCCGUGAGCAGCGAGAUUGUGAAGUGAUUGAACGACUUAUUAAAUCUUACUUCCUUAUUGUCAGGAAGAACAUUCAGGACAGUGUGCCAAAGGCAGUGAUGCAUUUUCUGGUGAACCACGUGAAGGACACUCUCCAGAGUGAGCUGGUGGGCCAGCUGUACAAAUCCCUGUUGUUGGAUGACCUUCUCACAGAGUCUGAGGACAUGGCACAGCGCAGGAAAGAGGCAGCUGACAUGCUAAAGGCCCUGCAGCGAGCCAGCCAGAUCAUUGCAGAGAUCCGAGAGACACAUCUUUGGUGAAGACUGUAUCAGCCACACUAUUUAUAUGCAUUGGAGGUUACAUUGGCUUGACAAUUGCUAGGCAUGGUAUACGGAGUAGAAUUUUUAUUUAUGAACUCUUCUUAUCUGUGUACUGCAACUGUGUAAAUCUGCUCAUGUAAAGACAGUUGGUUUGAUUUGCAAACAGAAAAACAUGCUGUAUUUUGCAAAAGAAGUCGUAUUUAAUCCAUAUAAUAAAUGGCUCUAAAUGUUUCCUUACCAGGUUUCUGGUGCAAAUUAAAGCAGACCAAGUCUUCUGUCUCAGUGACAGUCUCAUUUGAACUUGGGGAAAAACAUUCAAGUUCCAGUGCCUGACUUGCUGAACAGGUUGCCUGUGGUUAAGACAGCCAGUGUAGUCUUGUGGCAUAGUUUUAAGCUGCUUUUCCAGUAGAAGUUUCAAUACUGUGAAGAAAAGAGAGCACCGAGUAUUUUCUUUCAUGAAUAUAUUGCAUGCACUGUGACAGAUGGAGGUCUCCAUUUUAUAGCACAGUAGAGAUGUUGAGCGUAUUACUAUGUAUGUGUGUUCCCUUUUUUUUUCCUUUGUCCCCAAAUGUUUCAAUGGCAGACAAAACUUCAGAUUUGAUUUCAUGGAGUAUCAUGUAGGAAGAAUUAGCCUGGAGCUUGUGAACAAGAACAGCCUACUAAAAAGUGGCUGCAGAGUUAUUAAUGUGCACUGGAGCUUGUGUAUGAAUGUUGGAGUUUAAAAUCAGGCACAAGGAUACCUUCCCCUUCCUCCCCCCUGGGACCAAGCCCCUGGACUAUCUGAUAGUAAAUUUGCUCUGGCAGAACUGAAAAUAAAACUGGAUUUCAAAACUGUCA